Nicotiana tabacum (common tobacco) is the source of this 384-nucleotide messenger RNA. NCBI's taxonomy places the organism in Eukaryota, Viridiplantae, Streptophyta, Magnoliopsida, Solanales, Solanaceae. The record is from RefSeq and is a predicted model, not a curated record.
AUGCCAGCAUAUGCCAAGUUCUUGAAGGAGAUAUUGUCCAACAAGCAAAAAGUGGAAGAGACUUCGGUUGUCAAGCUCACAGAGUAUUGUAGUGCGAUUCUGCAAAAUAAGUUCCCUCGAAAGUGUGGAGAUCCUGGGAAUUUCGCUAUAGCUUGCUCUCUAGGAAGUACAAACUUUGAUAAGUCUUUGUGUGAUUCAGGUGCUUCUAUUAUUCUUAUGCCCUUGUCUAUUUUCAGGAAGCUUGAGAGAGAGAUUGGGUCAAUCAAAUCUGUACCUGUGUCUUUGCAGUUGAUGGAUCAGACUAUGAUAAUACUUGAAGAAAUAGUGGAAGAUGUACUAGUUCGGGUGGACAAAUUUGCGUUCUCUGUGGACUUCAUGUGGUGA